This is a messenger RNA of Symphalangus syndactylus (siamang), 6225 nucleotides long. Its product is annotated as liprin-beta-1. NCBI's taxonomy places the organism in Eukaryota, Metazoa, Chordata, Mammalia, Primates, Hylobatidae. The record is from RefSeq and is a predicted model, not a curated record. Gene Ontology annotation, cellular component: presynaptic active zone. Gene Ontology annotation, molecular function: protein binding. Gene Ontology annotation, biological process: neuromuscular junction development.
GGCAGUGGGAGGGGGAGGUACCUGGAACUGGGAGUGAUGUCAGCUCCCAGCUCGGUGCCUGCCCGGAUUCCUGACAUGGUGUAGUGCAGGCAGGGUGGGGAAGGGACGGGGAAGGACUCGUGUGCUGCGAGCCGGAGGCCGGGCCGGAGUGCUGGGGCUUUGAACUCCGAGAGGAGGUGGACCAGAACUUUUGGAACUAGUGCCGGUGGCUCUCCACCCCCCCAGUAUAAAAGAACGUGUGGAUCACUUUGCUAAGUACAUCCAAGAUUUGAAGAACUGAAAUAUAUCAGCAUUAAACCUGCUUUUUAAAAACGCACCCUUGCAGGGUAACAGUUAACACUUCAGUGAUCUGGAUGAAGAUACAAGAGAGAUCUGGGUUGGAAUUUGCCCCCGACAAAUAAGAAAAUGAUGAGUGAUGCAAGUGACAUGUUGGCGGCGGCGUUGGAGCAGAUGGAUGGUAUCAUAGCAGGUUCUAAGGCCCUGGAAUAUUCCAAUGGGAUUUUUGAUUGCCAAUCUCCCACCUCUCCAUUCAUGGGAAGUUUGCGAGCUCUGCACCUUGUGGAAGACCUGCGUGGAUUGUUAGAGAUGAUGGAAACAGAUGAGAAAGAAGGCUUGAGAUGCCAGAUCCCAGAUUCAACAGCAGAAACGCUCAUUGAAUGGCUUCAGAGUCAAAUGGCAAAUGGACACCUACCUGGGAACGGAGAUGUGUAUCAAGAAAGGCUGGCACGUUUAGAAAACGAUAAAGAAUCCCUCGUUCUUCAGGUAAGUGUGUUAACAGACCAGGUGGAGGCUCAGGGAGAGAAGAUUCGAGAUUUGGAGUUUUGUCUUGAAGAGCACAGAGAGAAGUUGAAUGCCACAGAAGAAAUGCUGCAGCAGGAGCUUCUAAGUAGGACAUCCUUAGAAACUCAGAAGUUGGAUCUGAUGGCUGAAAUAUCUAACUUGAAGUUGAAACUGACAGCUGUAGAGAAGGACAGAUUGGACUAUGAAGAUAAGUUCAGAGACACAGAGGGGCUGAUUCAGGAGAUCAAUGAUUUGAGGUUAAAAGUUAGUGAAAUGGACAGUGAGAGACUUCAGUAUGAAAAAAAGCUUAAAUCAACCAAAUCUUUAAUGGCCAAACUUUCUAGCAUGAAAAUCAAGGUGGGUCAGAUGCAGUAUGAAAAGCAGCGGAUGGAACAAAAAUGGGAGUCACUGAAGGAUGAACUGGCAUCUUUAAAAGAACAACUAGAAGAAAAGGAAUCUGAAGUGAAAAGGCUACAAGAAAAAUUGGUUUGCAAGAUGAAAGGAGAAGGGGUUGAAAUUGUUGAUAGAGAUGAAAAUUUUAAAAAGAAGCUCAAAGAAAAAAACAUCGAAGUACAAAAAAUGAAAAAAGCCGUGGAGUCUUUGAUGGCAGCAAAUGAAGAAAAGGAUCGGAAAAUAGAAGAUCUUCGACAGUGCCUGAACAGGUACAAGAAAAUGCAAGAUACGGUGGUACUGGCCCAAGGUAAAAAAGGCAAAGAUGGAGAAUAUGAGGAUCUGCUCAAUUCCAGUUCCCUCUCCUCUUUGCUGGAUGCACAGGGUUUCAGUGAUCUGGAGAGAAGUCCAUCACCCACUCCAGUAACGGGAUCUCCCAGUCGUGACCCAUUUAACACAAGUGUUCCCGAAGAGUUCCAUACCACCAUCUCGCAAGUUUCUAUCCCUUCAUUACUGCCAGCAACUAUAAGCAUGGAAACUUCUGAAAAAUCAAAAUUGACUCCUAAGCCAGAGACUUCAUUUGAAGAAAAUGAUGGAAAGAUAAUCCUUGGUGCCACUGUUGAUACCCAACUGUGUGAUAAUCUUUUAACUUCAAGUCUGCAAAAGUCCAGCAGCCUGGGCAAUCUGAAGAAAGAGACAUCUGAUGGGGAAAAGGAAUCUAUUCAGAAGACUUCAGAGGACAGAGCUCCAGCAGAAAGCAGGCCAUUUGGGACCCUUCCUCCCAGACCCCCAGGGCAGGACACCUCCAUGGAUGACAACCCCUUCGGCACUCGAAAAGUCAGAUCCUCCUUUGGCCGGGGCUUUUUUAAAAUCAAAAGUAACAAGAGAACAGCAAGUGCACCAAACUUGGAUCGUAAACGAAGUGCCAGUGCACCCACCUUAGCUGAAACAGAAAAAGAGACAGCAGAGCACCUAGAUCUGGUUGGUGCUUCUUCUCGGCCAAAAGAUUCACAGAGGAACAGUCCCUUCCAGAUACCGCCUCCAUCUCCAGAUUCCAAAAAGAAAUCCAGAGGUAUCAUGAAACUCUUUGGAAAACUUAGGAGAAGUCAAUCAACUACAUUCAACCCAGAUGACAUGUCUGAGCCUGAAUUCAAAAGGGGAGGGACAAGGGCAACCGCGGGGCCCCGACUGGGUUGGUCUCGAGACUUGGGACAGUCUAACAGUGACUUGGAUAUGCCAUUUGCCAAGUGGACCAAGGAGCAGGUUUGCAAUUGGCUGAUGGAACAGGGCUUGGGCUCGUACCUGAAUUCUGGCAAGCACUGGAUUGCAUCUGGCCAAACGCUUUUGCAGGCUUCUCAACAAGAUCUAGAGAAGGAACUUGGAAUCAAGCAUUCACUUCAUCGAAAGAAACUCCAGCUGGCACUCCAAGCCCUGGGAUCUGAAGAAGAAACUAAUCAUGGGAAGCUGGAUUUCAACUGGGUCACUAGAUGGUUGGAUGAUAUUGGCCUCCCUCAAUAUAAGACCCAGUUUGAUGACGGACGGGUUGAUGGUCGAAUGCUACAUUACAUGACUGUUGAUGACUUACUCUCUUUGAAGGUUGUGAGUGUGCUUCACCAUCUCAGUAUCAAAAGGGCCAUCCAGGUCCUGAGGAUCAAUAACUUUGAACCAAACUGUCUACGGAGGCGGCCAUCUGAUGAGAAUACCAUCGCCCCAUCAGAAGUUCAGAAGUGGACUAACCAUCGAGUGAUGGAGUGGCUGCGCUCCGUGGACUUGGCAGAAUAUGCCCCCAAUCUCAGAGGCAGUGGUGUCCAUGGUGGGCUCAUGGUUCUAGAGCCUCGUUUUAAUGUGGAAACAAUGGCUCAGUUAUUGAACAUCCCACCCAAUAAGACUUUGCUGCGAAGACAUUUGGCCACUCAUUUCAACCUUCUGAUUGGGGCUGAGGCACAGCACCAGAAGCGAGAUGCCAUGGAGCUGCCGGAUUAUGUACUUCUAACAGCUACUGCCAAAGUGAAGCCAAAGAAACUUGCCUUUAGCAAUUUUGGGAAUUUGAGAAAGAAGAAACAGGAAGAUGGUGAAGAAUAUGUUUGUCCAAUGGAAUUGGGACAGGCAUCAGGAAGUGCAUCUAAGAAAGGAUUUAAACCUGGUUUGGAUAUGCGCCUGUAUGAGGAAGAUGAUUUGGACCGGUUAGAGCAGAUGGAAGAUUCAGAAGGGACAGUGAGACAGAUAGGUGCAUUCUCUGAAGGCAUCAACAAUCUGACGCACAUGUUAAAAGAAGAUGACAUGUUUAAAGAUUUUGCUGCCCGUUCCCCCAGUGCCAGCAUUACAGAUGAAGACUCAAACGUUUGACCGUAGCACCUGGAUGAACAUCAGGAGUGCUUAGUCUUUCUCCUACUUGCUUUUCCAAACACUCACAGUAUAUACAACAGGCAGCGGAUUGUCUAUUGUUUGUUAUUCCAACUUCUGCUGUCGAGAAGUUUAAACAGAAAGCAGGAGUAAUGUGCCGAUUCUGAAGUUGCCACAAAAAAUAAGACACUGGUAAAUGAGAGUAUAAUUGUUUUUCUUCUAUUUAAUGUAAAAAUCUGUGAUAUAUUAUAUUUAAAGUGUUGCAUUUAAGAUGAGUAUUUUAUCAGAGUGUUUCCAUUCACAUCCGCAGUAUGGAGGACUUGGGGGACAGUAACCAGGAUGUGAAUGAUUUUGUUACAUCAGUGUUCACUGUAGCCACCUAAGUAGGACAUUAUAUGAUUUCAGAAUCAAUAUGUGGAACUUCUUUAAGCAUUCAGUGUGCCCACUAAAUGCCAGCCACACCUCCACUUGCCUCUUAUUGUCUUAUUUUUAUAUAUUUUUCUAAAUAUAUGUAUAUAUACAGUACAUAGAAAAUAGAACUUUUAUUUUGUGACCUAAGGACGAUGGUGAAAAGAUCACGUUUUCAAAACAAUCUGGUGAUCAGAAUGUUCAUAUACCAGCUGGUUUCUGAAGAGGUCAGAAUGAUCUUUCUCCAUACUGACUUUUAACAAUGUUGAUCAUUGAGGCUAAAUUAAUAUAUAUGACAUAUUCCUUUUUGAUGACACCACAAAAUUGUUGAACAGUUUAAGAAUUUCAACCUUAAUCUUGGAUCCCUUUACCUCAUAUGGAAGAACUUGAGGGACAUUAGUAUACUUUUUUUUAAGAUGAAGUCUCGCUCUGUCGCCCAGGUUGGAGUGCCAUGGCAUGAUCUUGGCUCACUGCAACCUCCACCUCCUGGGUUCAAGCUAUUCUUCUGCUUCAGCCCCAAGUAGGUGGGACUCCAGGCACGCACCACCAUGCCUGGCUAAUUUUUGUAUUUUUAGUAGAGAUGGGGUUUCACCGUAUUGGCCAGGCUAGGACUCGAACUCCUGACCUUGUGAUCUGCCCGCCUCAGCCUCCCAAAGUACUGGGAUUACAGGCAUGAGCCACCACGCCCAGCCUGUUAUUUUUUAUUUUUUAUUUUUUAGUGACAGAGUCUCGUUCUGUUGCCCAUGCUGGAGUGCAGUGGCGUGAUCAUAGCUCACUGCAGCCUUGAAUUCCUAGGCUCCAGUGAUCCUCUCACCUCAGCUUCCCCAAUAGCUAGGAUUACAGGUGUGUGGCCUCCCACCCCACCCCACCCUUCACACCUGGCUGAUUUUUCAAAAAAUUUUUUUGUAGAAACAGGAUCUCACCAUGUUGUCCAGCCUGGUCUCAAACUCCUGUCCUCAAGUGAUCCUCCCGCCUCAGCCUUUCAAAGUGCUGGGAUUACAGGUGUGAGCCACUCUGCCUGGCCUACCACCAACUUGAAUACAUUCAGAGUCACCUCCUCUCCCCAAAAUUUGUAGAAAUAGUUUUUGAGGAAACCAAAAGCAAAGCAGAAACCUUGACAGUAUUGUUUCUUUUCUCUUUGUUAGCUAUGUCAUUACAUCAAAAUACUAAGUCUGCCUAAACAUGUUCAUUGUACAUUUCUCAGGCUAUCAAUGAACGGAGGUUUUUAAAAAGUUGAAUAUUUGUCUGAACAUUGUAUUUCAAAGUUCAAAAAAACAGAGGCUGUAAAAUUCAUUUUAUAAUGGCUAUUUUGUGAUGAUAAGAUGUAGUUCAUGUUUUUCUGUAGCACUGGGCCCAAAUAGUCUUUGUAAAGAAAAUCGCUGCAGCAAAAACUGUUACUGUGUUUAUUAUAUUUGUAGAAGUAUUAGAAAAAUAUUCUAUUUUUUAUUCAGUGCUACAUAAUUACCCAUGGUAGCCAACCCUACAAAAGACAGGUUUUCACAAAUUGAGGUGGAGGUGGGCAGUUCAGUAUCUGCCAUUGGACUUGAUCAUAAACCUCAUUUGAAUAUCAGUGGUAUUAUCUUUUAAGUUGUUAGCAGGUUACCAAGGUAUUCAUUAAAGAACUUGUAAUAUCAAAUUACUAUUUAUUCAUAACAAUUGAUUUGAUGCUAAUAAUAAUUUUCUUUAAACUGUACCAUUCAUUAUGUGGUAACUGUAUUGAACUUACUUUAUUUGGAUUUUAUUUUAAUGUGACUAGAUAUCACCACUUGAAAAAAUCAAUUUGUUCUUAGAACCUAGUUGAAAAUACCAGGAGACUGUUACAGAUGCCAAUUUUUUUUUUUUUUUUUUUUUUUUUUUUUUUUUUUUUUUUUUUGAGACAGAGUCUUGCUCUGUUACCCAGGCUGGAGUGCAGUGGUAUGAUCUCAGCUCACUGCAAGCUCUGCCUCCUGGGUUCACGCCAUUCUCCCGCCUCAGCUUCCCGAGUAGCUGGGACUACAGGUGCCUGCCACCAUGCCUGGCUAAUUUUGUUUUUGUAUUUUUAGUAGAGACGGGGUUUCACCGUGUUAGCCAAGAAGGUCUCAAUCUCCUGACCUUGUGAUCUGCCCGCCGCGGUCUCCCAAAGUGCUGGGAUUACAGGCUUGAGCCACCAUGCCUGGCCCAAAUAUUUUCUAUUCAGGAUGGUAUAACCUAACUGAUAAUAUGUAAUAAGGUUAAAUUUUUUUAUGAUGUGUUUUAUUUACAAAAUAUCAUACACUGCUGGUGUUAUCAUAUGAAAGGAAAUAAAGUCAAUUGAUAAUUGCCUCA